AUGGCAAGAAUUGUAACAGUAUUCGGUGCGACAGGAGCACAGGGUGGAUCUGUCGCCUAUGAAUUGCUUCGAAACAAAGAAUGGAAGGUCCGAGCCAUCACACGUAGUGUUACUGGAGAGAAGGCCCGAGUACUAGAACUGAAUGGUGCUGAGCUUGUCUAUGCUGAUUUUGAAAGGCCAGAAACGCUGGCGUCUGCUGUUUCUGGAGCAGAAGUAGUUUUUGGCGUUACUGAUUAUUGGCAAUACAUUGAAAACCAUGGCAAUGUGGAGGCUGGCAACAUUGAAACAAGGCAAGGCAUUUGUCUUGUAGAUGUACUCGCGUUGUCGCCCACCCUCAAGCACUUUAUAUGGAGCACACUACCCCGCGCAACUCCGGAGUCACCAGGCGCAGUGGAGGUCCCGCAUUUCAAUGCCAAGAAUCGGGUAGACAUGUAUAUCAAAGAAUACCACCCGAAGCUGGCAGCAAAGACCACCUACCUUGGCGUAGGGUGGUACGCUGAGAAUAUGGCAUGGUACCCCUUCUUCAGUCCUCAGAAAUAUGGUGCCUGGGGUCACUACGUGUUCAUCCAGCCUUGCUCGCCUAUGACAAAGAUCCCAAUGGCUGGAAGCGUCAGAAAGAACGUAGGAGUGCUGGUAAAAGCAAUCCUUGAUCGCCCAGAAGUUUCGUUGCCUGGAAAGGUGGUGCAGGUAGCCAUAGGGUUGAUGACGUAUCCGGAGUUGCUUGCAACAUGGAGUAAGGCCACUGGCAAGAAUGCCACUUACGUUCAAUGUACAAGAGAAGUUUUUGAGAGCCUUUACCCAGCUACUGGAUUGGAAUUAGCGUUGCAAUAUGUGUUUUUGAAUAACGUGGCUUCUUCGGCAGAGGUCGAUACAAAUAUUGUAGAAGCAUCAGCGUUAGGUGUGUCCCAGCACAUGCUUGUGGGGGUGGAAGAGACGUUACGCGAAUUGAGCUCCAGUUGGAACUGA
Messenger RNA from Exophiala bonariae, 966 nucleotides. RefSeq lists its product as uncharacterized. Gene Ontology annotation, cellular component: nucleus. Bases 1 to 966 code for a protein of 321 amino acids. NCBI's taxonomy places the organism in Eukaryota, Fungi, Ascomycota, Eurotiomycetes, Chaetothyriales, Herpotrichiellaceae. The record is from RefSeq and is a predicted model, not a curated record. The transcript is spliced from 4 exons.